AUGGACCCGGUAGUCGGUAACGCCCAAGAUGCACCGAAAGCCGUUCAUCUCGGCGCUUCUUCGCCCACACCCAAAGCUAGAUCUCUUCGCCCGCCGCAUCCCUUGGGGCAACAGCCUUAUUUAUCCCCGCUACCCCAACAUUACCCGGUCCAGGGCUCGGUGCAAGCUCGACCGAAAAUCCACGUGCGCACGCGUGCGCGCAAGUAA
Messenger RNA from Parastagonospora nodorum SN15, 207 nucleotides. RefSeq lists its product as hypothetical. The coding region runs from base 1 to 207 and encodes 68 amino acids. The transcript is spliced from 2 exons. The record is from RefSeq and is a predicted model, not a curated record. NCBI's taxonomy places the organism in Eukaryota, Fungi, Ascomycota, Dothideomycetes, Pleosporales, Phaeosphaeriaceae.